This is a messenger RNA of Chanos chanos (milkfish), 1081 nucleotides long. It is a transcript of the gene get3, whose product is annotated as guided entry of tail-anchored proteins factor 3, ATPase. The record is from RefSeq and is a predicted model, not a curated record. Gene Ontology annotation, biological process: tail-anchored membrane protein insertion into ER membrane. The transcript is spliced from 7 exons. Gene Ontology annotation, cellular component: GET complex. Gene Ontology annotation, molecular function: ATP binding; ATP hydrolysis activity. The coding region runs from base 1 to 1026 and encodes 341 amino acids. NCBI's taxonomy places the organism in Eukaryota, Metazoa, Chordata, Actinopteri, Gonorynchiformes, Chanidae.
AUGGCAGCCUUAGUGGAUGAAGAAUUUGAAGAUGCCCCCGAUGUUGAACCCUUAGAGCCAACGUUAAAAAAUAUCAUAGAGCAGAAAUCCUUGAAAUGGAUAUUUGUUGGCGGUAAAGGUGGAGUAGGUAAAACAACAUGCAGUUGCAGUUUGGCGGUCCAGUUGGCGGCGGUGAGAGAAAGCGUCCUCAUCAUAUCCACAGACCCAGCACACAACAUCUCAGAUGCCUUUGACCAAAAGUUCUCCAAGGUGCCCACCAAAGUCAAGGGCUACGACAACCUCUACGCCAUGGAGAUCGACCCGAGCCUGGGCGUGGCCGAGCUGCCUGAUGAGUUCUUUGAGGAGGACAACAUGCUCAGCAUGGGAAAGAAGAUGAUGCAGGAGGCCAUGAGCGCCUUCCCCGGAAUCGACGAAGCCAUGAGCUACGCCGAGGUCAUGAGGUUAGUCAAGGGGAUGAAUUUCUCUGUGGUGGUAUUUGACACAGCACCCACCGGACACACGCUGCGUCUGCUAAACUUCCCCACCAUCGUGGAGCGAGGCCUGGGCAGGCUCAUGCAGAUCAAAAACCAGAUCAGCCCAUUCAUAUCCCAGAUGUGUAAUAUGCUGGGGCUAGGGGAUAUGAAUGCAGACCAGCUGGCCUCUAAACUGGAGGAGACUCUCCCAGUCAUUCGCUCCGUCAGCGAACAGUUUAAGGACCCGGAACAGACGACGUUUAUCUGCGUGUGUAUCGCCGAGUUUCUGUCUCUGUACGAGACGGAGCGACUCAUUCAGGAGCUGGCCAAGUGCCGCAUCGACACACACAACAUCAUCGUCAACCAGCUGGUGUUCCCCGACUCCGACAGGCCGUGUAAGAUGUGUGAGGCCAGACACAAGAUCCAGUCCAAGUACCUCGACCAGAUGGAGGACUUAUAUGAGGAUUUCCAUAUAGUAAAGUUGCCUCUGUUGCCCCAUGAGGUUCGAGGAGCAGACAAAGUCAACACUUUCUCCAAGCAGCUUCUGGAACCGUACAGCCCCCCCAAAAAGUGACUGCACCCACACACACACACACACACACACACACACACACACACACACAUACACA